This is a messenger RNA of Hippocampus comes (tiger tail seahorse), 1435 nucleotides long. RefSeq names its product chemokine (C-C motif) ligand 44 (gene ccl44). The record is from RefSeq and is a predicted model, not a curated record. Gene Ontology annotation, molecular function: chemokine activity. The transcript has 5 exons. The coding region runs from base 73 to 453 and encodes 126 amino acids. Gene Ontology annotation, cellular component: extracellular region. NCBI's taxonomy places the organism in Eukaryota, Metazoa, Chordata, Actinopteri, Syngnathiformes, Syngnathidae. Gene Ontology annotation, biological process: immune response.
AGUCACAUAAGAGAGGCAGCAGCCAUAGAGGGAGAGGUGAAUGACGAGAUCAUCCUCUCUGCCAGCCUCAUCAUGUUCAUGCUGCAGAUGUUGACUGUUAUCUCCCUGACUGUUCUCCUCCUGGCAUCUGCGCAAGGUAAAGGUGUGCAGAUGCAGCGGGAUGUCCAGUGCUGCAUGCUCUAUUCCCAUGGCAAGGUACGCACCAAGGACGUGCUGCGGUUUGAGGUGCAGACCGAAGGGCCGGACUGCAGUAUACAAGCCAUCAUUCUUUACACCAAAAAAGCGGUGAAGUGUGCCGACCCCAGGGACCGUAAGGUGAAGAGGUUGCUGCGGAAGCUCCUGCAGAGACAACGGGCCAAGGCCCAUCGAACAAUGUGGCUUCUUCCUCACGACAACCUGCCUGUCAUGACAGAGGAGAAGAAAGACAACUGGGCCGUCCUCAAUAUGGAGUGACAGGAAAAUGUCAAAUAUGGAAGAAAAUGAAUCGUCAUAGGCCAAGUAAACUGCCAGCAGCUCGUCAUCCUACAGUAAAACAGCAGUUAGCUGACUCUCCAGUCGUCUUGUGUCUCUUGCUCUAUAUCACAACUAUCUGUCUGCAGUGGACCAGACCUGGGCAGCAAUAUCUAUUUAAAUGGCUUUACAUAUUUAAAAUAUGAACUGUACUUGACAGAUUGCGAAAGUGAGGAGGAGGAGGAAGAAGAAGAGGAUUGACUUGUAAGAUACGUGAGAUGGAUUUAUCUAAAAUGGCUCUUACUGUUAUUUGCCAGAGUCUGCCUCAAAAGAGUCUCCCUCUCUCCAUCCAUAACGUCUUUAUGGCUGAUCUGUGGAAAAAAAACAUUGUGGUUUGAACACAUAUAUAUCGUAUACCUGAGCAGUGAUCUCAAUAUCGUCCUGAAGCAAGAUACUUACAGUAUAUGCUUGUUUGUGCUUUGUAAAUGUUCACAUUCAUGUUUAACUGCUCUGAGUAAGUAGUUUGAGUUUUGUGGGUGCAGAAGUUAUCGGGGAGCAUUUUUUUUUUUUUUUUUUUACUCAAUUGACUUGCACCUUGUUUUGUACAAUCCAGGUUUCACACUCCCUUUCAGACUUUGACCUCCCGUAUGUGACUGUUAUACAACUGAGCUCGAGAUGUGAAACCUACAAACAGUGAGAAGCAAUCUGUCUGCUAUUUAUACCAAUUGUUACAGUAAUAACGUAACCCUAGAGUCAGUGUUUCAAACUAUCUGCAUUCGUCGACCUCACUACUACAUAGUCCGCCAUUAAACUAUGCCAAAGUACUCUUCUUCAUAAUUCCAUUCACCACCUGACAAGGCUGUUCAAACUUUGAGGGCUCGAUAGUGUGUGAAGCACACAGUCAAUGUAUUGUAGAUAAAUACACUGUAUGUGGAAACACGCAAUGUAAAGUGAACUAUUUUAUAAAAGAACCUGAAACAAUCUG